Messenger RNA from Cicer arietinum (chickpea), 2725 nucleotides. RefSeq names its product general transcription and DNA repair factor IIH helicase subunit XPD. Gene Ontology annotation, molecular function: damaged DNA binding; hydrolase activity, acting on acid anhydrides, in phosphorus-containing anhydrides; ATP binding. Lineage: Eukaryota; Viridiplantae; Streptophyta; Magnoliopsida; Fabales; Fabaceae. Gene Ontology annotation, cellular component: nucleus. Gene Ontology annotation, biological process: transcription by RNA polymerase II; nucleotide-excision repair; positive regulation of mitotic recombination. The record is from RefSeq and is a predicted model, not a curated record.
UAAGCUCAGUCCUAUAUAUCUCUUACUACAUCUGCCCUUUCACCCAAAACUCCAAAACCAACCUGACCACCGAUCUUCCACCGCCGGCAGCGUUCUACGGCAACUCGGCGCCGUCCUUCCUUCUUUCUCAAUCGUUUAGUUCUGGUUAAUUUUUACAAAAAUGAAGUUCACAAUAGAAGAAGUGACAGUGUAUUUUCCAUAUGACAACAUCUACCCAGAACAAUACUCAUACAUGGUUGAAUUAAAACGAACCCUAGAUGCAAAAGGACACUGUCUUCUUGAAAUGCCAACAGGAACAGGCAAAACUAUUGCACUUCUUUCUCUGAUCACAAGUUACACACUUUCAAAGCCUCAAUCGCCGCUUAAGCUUAUCUAUUGUACUCGAACGGUCCAUGAGAUGGAAAAGACUCUUGCUGAACUCCGACUGCUUCAUGAUUAUAUGGUCAAAUGUCUCGGUCCUGCUGCUAAGAUGCUCGCGCUUGGACUUUCGUCGCGCAAGAAUCUUUGUGUUAAUUCGUGUGUUCUUACGGCUGAGAACCGUGAUUCGGUCGAUGCUGGAUGUAGGAAAUUGACUGCUAGUUGGGUUAGGGCGCUUGCUGCAGAGAAUCCGACUGUUCCUACGUGCGAGUUUUUCGAGCAGUAUGAAAGGGCUGGGUCUGCUGCUGUUUUGCCUCCUGGAGUUUAUACUUUGCAGGAUCUGAGAGCAUUCGGGAAGGAGAAAGGGUGGUGUCCUUACUUUUUGGCACGGCAUAUGGUGCAGUUUGCGAAUGUGGUGGUCUAUAGCUAUCAGUAUUUGCUUGAUCCAAAGGUAGCUGCCAUUAUAUCCAAGGAAAUGCAGAAAGAGUCAGUUGUUGUAUUUGACGAAGCUCAUAAUAUUGAUAAUGUUUGUAUCGAAGCACUUAGUGUCAGUGUGAGGAGGCAGACUAUUGAUGGGGCUAGAAGAAAUAUAAGUAGGAUGCGUCAAGAAAUUGACAAGUUCAAGGCCACAGAUGCUGGUAGACUCCGUGCUGAAUACAACAGGCUUGUCGAGGGUUUGGCUCUAAGAGGAGAUUUACCUGCUGCCGAUGGUUGGCUUGCAAAUCCAGCCUUGCCUGAUGAUAUAUUGAAGGAGGCUGUACCUGGAAAUAUUCGCCGGGCUGAGCAUUUUAUGCAGGUUUUGCGUAGAUUAGUUCAAUACCUUGAAGGGCGUCUGGAAACGGAGAAUGUGGAGAAGGAAAACCCUGUUAGCUUUGUUUUCUCUAUUCUUAACCAAGUUGGAAUUGACCAAAAAACAUUGAAAUUCUGUUAUGACCGCCUUCAUUCAUUAAUGAUGACAUUGGAAAUAACCGACACUGAUGAGUUCCUUCAUAUCCAAACGAUAUGUGAUUUUGCCACACUAGUGGGUACAUAUGCUCGUGGUUUUUCUAUUAUAAUAGAACCUUUUGAUGAGAGAAUGCCUCAUAUUCCUGAUCCCGUAUUGCAGCUUUGUUGCCACGAUGCUUCUCUUGCCAUAAAACCUGUUUUUGAGCGGUUUCAGACGGUUGUGAUUACAUCUGGCACACUAAGCCCCAUAGAUUUGUACCCUCGUCUUCUAAAUUUUAACCCUGUUGUCAGUCGAAGUUUUACAAUGUCCUUAACAAGAGAUUGCAUAUGCCCUAUGGUCCUUACCCGUGGCAGUGAUCAGCUCCCAGUCAGUACCAAAUUUGAUAUGAGAAGUGAUCUUGGUGUAGUAAGGAACUACGGAAGGCUCUUAUUGGAGAUGUCAUCAGUUGUUCCUGACGGGAUUGUAUGUUUCUUCGUCAGUUACUCGUACAUGGACGGUAUAGUCAAUAGCUGGAAUGAAAAUGGAAUUUUGAAGGACAUAAUGCAGCAUAAGCUUGUCUUUAUUGAGACUCAGGAUGUGGUUGAAACUACGUUGGCUCUUGACAACUACCGCAAGGCUUGUGAUUGUGGAAGAGGUGCUAUCUUUUUUUCAGUUGCGAGAGGAAAAGUUGCGGAAGGUAUUGAUUUUGAUCGACAUUAUGGCCGUCUUGUAAUCAUGUUUGGUGUUCCUUUUCAGUACACAUUAAGCAAGAUUUUGCUUGCACGUCUAGAAUAUCUACGUGAGACUUUUCAAAUUAAGGAAGGAGAUUUUCUAACUUUUGAUGCCUUGAGACAAGCUGCACAGUGUGUGGGCCGUGUAAUCCGUUCAAAGGCUGAUUAUGGAAUGAUGAUUUUCGCUGACAAAAGGUAUAGUCGUCAUGACAAACGUUCCAAAUUGCCUGGUUGGAUACUCUCUCAUUUACGCGAUGCCAACCUGAACUUAAGCACAGACAUGGCUUUGCAUAUAGCACGCGAGUUCCUCAGGAAAAUGGCACAGCCAUAUGAUAAGACUGGUGGCACUGGGAGAAAAACCCUGUUAUCUCAGGAAGAUUUGGAGAAGAUUGUUUUUGAUGGAAGCAUGAAUGAUAUUUUAUAUUGAGGCUAUAUACAAAUUGAGUGACUUGGAUCACUACUCAAAAAUCACCUUUAACAGCAAUUAUCUAGUGGCCAUCGACUAUUUAAUUAUUACCGAUCCGACCUUUUAAUCUUGUACCAGUGAGCAUUUGGUUCAAUGUGCGGUCCAGUUUUGAUUACGUCGUUCCUUGAUUCCUUCUAAUUUCAUUUUUUUGUAGCUAAUCAAAAUUGAUAUACAACAAUUGUUGUGAGUAUUGGUGGUAAAACUAAUAUUACUAUUAAUUGCAUAGCACCUCCAUUCUUUCAAUUU